CCAAAGCCAAGCCCAAGGAAGAGAGAGAGAGAGAGAGAGGAAAGAGGGGCCUCCGAAUAAUCCGCGAGCUAGCCACUUGUAUAUUCCCUCUUUCUUUCUCCUCCUCUUCUUCUUCUUCUGUUCCCCUUUCCCUUCUCCGACCGUCUUCCUUCCUCCUCCCUUUUUUGACCAACCGGAAGUCAACCUCAAUUCCUCCCCUUCCUCCGUCUCCUCCUCCGCCUCCUUCCGCCGCUCAGGUACGCCCUUCCGAUCCAUCGCCUCCGAUUUCCCUGCAAUCAUCCGUCUCUUCCUGCUAUCAAUUCUCCCUCCCUCUCUCUCUCUCUUCCUCCUUUGUUUCGCCGUUUCCUGCUUGAAUUCGCACGCAUCAUCUACCGUUUUCUUGCGGUCAUCGUCUUGAUUAUUGCGCUUAAUCGGGUGAAAAUCAUUGGGCUAAGGUUGGAUUGCAUUGAGCACUCAGACUUGAAGACGUCAGUUUAUGUGAAGGCCAAUGGGGGACAGACACUUCUCAAACACAUCAAAUUUCUUUGAGAGAGAUAGGGGAUGGGGCGAAAGAGAUGUAGCUGCUGGAAGGUCCUUUUUAUAUGCAGGAAGGGCUGUCACUCCUGAAAGCGUUUCUUAUGUAUACCCAUCUGGUAACAUCCUGACAAGUGGACUCAACUGUGCCUCUCAGCACACCUGGGGAAGCGGAUCAGUUGAACAUUCGUCGACAAAUAGGUUAGAAGGUGGUCCACAAGUUCAUGGGCACCACUCUGCCUCACAUGAUACCUUGCCUCAGUUUGCAAGUGAGGGAAGCUUUCCUCUGGAACCCGAGGUCAAUGCUACCAGUGGCCCUAAUCAUUAUAAUGGUCAGAUUAUGCACGAAGUCAAUGGUGGUUUGGUAGAUUAUACGACGGCCACAGGGAGAGGCCGUUCGAAAAGGAAAAUUCCUAGCUUUAUUCCACCAUGCGAAUUGGGUAGCACUCCAGUAUUUUAUGGCGCAGGAAGUUCCUCUUCCCAGCCAAACGGGCUUCAGCUGGGUAGUACACCUUCAGAUUAUAGUAGACCUUUCCCUUCCAACUCGUUUCACUUGCCUCCUCCACAUGGUGUUGGCAGUUUGACAAUUGGAGGUGAAGACUCUGGGAGUAACCCGAGAAGCAGACCUGUAGUUGAUUCGGAGCCUAACCCAAGCAGAAGCUAUUUUCAAAAUUACACCCCUGGUCCAAAUGGUCUAACCUCUCACCUUCCAAACCAUGGGGCAAUGAACGUCCAUAGUAUAAAUAACAAUCCAUCUGCUUAUGGGCAGAGUCAUAUUGGUAUUUCUCCACCCGCUCAUUCUGGGUUUCAACAAGUAUCAGCAAAUAACACCAUGGGCCAUGAGAUAAGUCCAUAUUAUGCUGGAGGAGGGAAUGCAGCAGAUGCUAGUAGGUAUCAGCACCACCUCCAUGAAUCCAUCUUGAGCAGAAAUCCCAUUUCACCUCCACAGUAUUUUCAUGGUCUACCUGCCCUUGCUGUAAAUGAGGAUCAUGCUAACUACUAUCAAAGAGCCUUACCUAGUUCCCAGAGAACUAACGUAAUAUCUUUGCACACGGGGCAAGGUGCAGCAACAGCAGCAAUUUCAGGAAUGAGUCAUCAGCCAAUUGUUUCAGAAAGUUAUCCUUCGAGAUUUGCUAGACCCUUUCUAACCAGAGGCUGGCAUCACAACAACCAUAGGGAAGGAAGGUCCAGCAGGAUGCUCGAGAGAUUGCACUUACACACAAAUGCUGUUGAUUCACAAGACAGAAUGGGGGGCGAGCCUUUCAUGGUGUUUGAUGGCUCAUAUUUAUAUGGUUCCAGAAAUAUGUAUGAUCAAUAUGGGGACAUGAGGUUAGACGUGGACAACAUGAGCUAUGAGGAGCUACUUGCCUUAGGAGAUAGCAUAGGGAACGUCAACACUGGGUUAUCUGAAAACGUGGUAUCAAAAUGCUUGUUGGAGAAGAAGUACUCGAGUUCAGACAUAAACGCAGAAGAGACAUGUUCUAUCUGCCUCGAAGAGUACAAGAAGACGAGCAGGAUUGGGAAGUUGAAAAAAUGUGGGCACAACUAUCACAUAGGCUGCAUCAAGAAGUGGCUGUCUAUGAAGAACUCCUGCCCCAUCUGCAAAGGACCAGCAGCCCAUCUAGCCGGUCCGGAUCAAGAAUGACGUCUGCUAGCCCCGGUCUCAUGCAGAGAUAAUAAUCCUUAAUAUCUUAGUAAUUGUUUGUAAAUAUGUUGCACAGACAGAUAUGGGGAUUUGAAAUCAACUCUUUCCUCCUCUCAGUCCAUAAUUUGAUUACAUUCUUGAAACAGAACAUCAUCCCGUUUGUAUAUGUAGGAGUAGAUGUGUACUGAAAACGGGUCGAAAAAGUUAUUCCAGAGCUUUUUUUAAUUUCCUCUUGGGACAACUGCAGCUGCUGCUGCUCAGUGGCUACUAGACCCCAACAAGGAAACAUGUUCUGUUUGUUGUGCUGAUGGAAGUUUUUUUUGUAAGUAAAAAUGUUUGAGUUCCCUUGUACAAGAUAGAAAGAAGGGAUCUGCAUUGAUAUUUGGUAGAUGUAC
Messenger RNA from Linum tenue, 2553 nucleotides. The record is from the annotation of a GenBank genome assembly. Lineage: Eukaryota; Viridiplantae; Streptophyta; Magnoliopsida; Malpighiales; Linaceae.